Messenger RNA from Penicillium maclennaniae, 429 nucleotides. Its product is annotated as dynein light chain Tctex-type family protein. The record is from RefSeq and is a predicted model, not a curated record. Bases 1 to 429 code for a protein of 142 amino acids. The transcript is spliced from 4 exons. Gene Ontology annotation, biological process: microtubule-based movement. Gene Ontology annotation, cellular component: cytoplasmic dynein complex; cytoplasm. Lineage: Eukaryota; Fungi; Ascomycota; Eurotiomycetes; Eurotiales; Aspergillaceae. Gene Ontology annotation, molecular function: dynein intermediate chain binding.
AUGGCUGUCGAGGGCACCACUCCCGUGUCGCCCAUUCCUAUCCCGGAGCUGACCAAGAUCACCAAUGAUGCCUGCGAUGACGCUCUCAAGACUGUCACAGAAUAUGAACACACCGCCGUGAGCUCCUGGAACUCCGCAAUCAUCAACACCGUCCUGAAAGCCCUCAUCGCCGCAACCACCCCCUCGGACUCCACCAAGCCGGCCCCCUACCGCUUUACUGUGAACAGCACAAUCGUGCAACAAGGCAUGAUCGACAAGAGCGCCGCUGCGCAAGGUGCACAGAGUAACGCUGGAAAGCGCGGGAUGCACUCCGCGUCCGGCGCAUUCUGGGACGUCAACCGCGAUGGCAUGUGGACGUUCAAGUACCCCGGUGCUGAGGAGCGGGGUUUGGAUGUUGUUGUUAGUGUGACGUGGUUUGCUAUGACUUAG